Messenger RNA from Trachymyrmex cornetzi, 1571 nucleotides. It is a transcript of the gene cGlr1, whose product is annotated as cGAS-like receptor 1. The coding region runs from base 223 to 1491 and encodes 422 amino acids. Lineage: Eukaryota; Metazoa; Arthropoda; Insecta; Hymenoptera; Formicidae. The transcript is spliced from 11 exons. The record is from RefSeq and is a predicted model, not a curated record.
CAACCUAACGUCGAAACUUUAUUCGUAUCAUAGUUUUGCAGAAAAUAAUUAGUGAAAUAUAAUAAUUACUAAUAAAAAAGUAUAGCAGCUCUGACAUUUCAAUAAUUUGAUUUAUUGGAGAACGUAUUACAUAGUCCUUGUGAAUAUCAUUGUAAAUUCGUGCAGUUGACAUUUACAGUUUUCGGUAUUGCGUAUAUUCUGUUUGCAAAUUGCACAUAAACGAUGACGCAAGUCGAAGAUAUUAGCAGGUAUCUAUCCAAUGAUACCGUAUUCAAUAAAAUAAGCAGACGAUUUAUAAGUAUGCAGUCUGAUGACAUAAGGCGUAAUAAUGAGCUCUUGAACUCGCUUCUUAAGGAAUUGGAAAACGCUAUGCGAAGCCAAUGUCCGCUGUUUACUAAAACAUUUAAAAAAAUUGAGUGGGCUGGUAGUUAUUAUAAAGGAACUCGAGUUGGCCAACCAGAAGAAUACGAUUUGAAUUUUGUAAUCAAAUUGCCCUUCAGAGAAAAUGAUCUAGAGUUUAGUACAGAUCGACCCGGUUUUACUAAAAUACGCAUUGUUGGAAGAGACAGAAACUCGUCCAAUACUUUAAAUAUGGAUCCAGCGGCAUAUCGAAAAUUAAAUUCUUUCAUCGAUGAUCAAUCAUAUCUGAACCAACAAAGAUUCCGUACAUGGAUAGAAGGAAUUCUCGAUAAAGUGGCAUGGGCUACUGGUGGAAAUAACGAAAUUUUAUUUGAUGGUUAUUUACCAAUAAAGAUAAAAAAAUCAGGACCAGCGUUUACACUAUUAAUCCCACUUUUUGAAAGAACCAUCAGCAUCGAUAUAGUUCCUGUUUUAGCUUUUUCGCCUCGUAUUACUAUGCCACCAAAAUGUUCAAGACGUGACAUAUUAGAAUCUGCUUCAGAGAAUAGACGUUGGUCUGUAGUUCCAAAACCAUUAGAUAACAGUAAAGGUUUUAAUGAUUCACAACAUCGCUAUUGGCGAUUGUGUUUUUACGAAUUUGAAAAAGUCAUGAUUUGUAGCCAUGAUUAUGGAUCUAUAAAGCCUGUAAUACGACAAUUAAAGAAACUUAGAGAUACUCAAAAAUGGUGCAGCAUUGCAAGUUAUUAUCUUGAAACAUUAUGUUACAAUAAAAAAGAAAUAUUUCAUAUUUCUAAAAGACAAUCAUAUACUUCUUUAUUCUUCACGAUGUUAGAAGAACUUCACGAUGCUCUCUGCAAUGGAAAAAUAGAAUUCUAUUGGGACAAUGAUUACAAUUUGCUGGAGAAAAUCGGACCUGAGGAAAUGAGAAAUAUGGCGGGUAGAUUAAAUAAUGUUUUAGAAAGUAUCAGGAAGAACAUAAAAAAUGAUCAGUAUGCAAUAGCUAGAUGGAUUUUGAAUAAAAACGAAUUAGACAUUUUGAUAAAUUCCGUACAUGUAUUGGAACCGGAACCAGAACCCGAACCGGAACCUGAAUUUGAAAAUCCAAGUCAAUGGAAUUGCGUGAUUGUUUGACCAAUCAAGGAAGAAAUCAGUAAUGUUGCUAACACAACGUAUCAUAGCGAGACAGUCUGCCUCAGCUGUAUGAAUAUCGU